GGGGUUGGAGGACGAGGCCACCUGCCCAGGUAGAAGCCACUCCGCCCCGCCGCGCUUUGGGGUAGGGCCUCUGCCUUCCCUAGGCGACAGACCUUGGCUAGCCCAGCCUGGACCGCGGCUCCACUCCUGUCGCUUCUGCUGAGCACGGACCCACCCGGCCCCCGCGCGCGGCACCGGACUCUAGAGCGCGCGUGCGCGCGCUCCCGUUGGCUCAGGGAGCGCGACUGGCAGCGGGGCCGAGCCGGGAGCUCCGCCUCUUGGCUGCGCACUUCGUCUGGCAACUCGGCAAACCCCGGGACUGACACCGUGCGCGCCCCCGAAGCGAUGCAGAGUCCCAGAGCCUCUGAAAUGCGGCACUUCCCUCCAUACCUCCUGGAGUUCUGAAGGGGUGCAGAUAUGGCGGGCAACGCGGCAGACAGCGCUAACCACCUGCCCUACUUUUUUGGCAACAUCACCCGGGAAGAGGCCGAGGACUACCUGGUCCAGGGAGGCAUGACGGAUGGGCUCUACCUGCUGCGCCAAAGCCGCAAUUACCUGGGUGGUUUCGCCUUGUCAGUGGCCCACAACAGGAAGGCACACCACUACACCAUCGAGAGGGAACUUAAUGGCACCUAUGCCAUCUCCGGCGGCAGGACCCAUGCCAGCCCGGCAGACCUCUGCCACUACCACUCCCAGGAAUCUGAUGGCCUCAUCUGCCUCCUGAAGAAGCCCUUCAACCGGCCCCCCGGGGUACAACCCAAGACCGGACCUUUUGAGGACCUGAAGGAGAACCUCAUCCGGGAAUAUGUGAAGCAGACAUGGAACCUUCAGGGCCAGGCUCUGGAACAAGCCAUCAUCAGCCAGAAACCCCAGCUGGAGAAGCUGAUCGCCACCACUGCCCAUGAGAAGAUGCCCUGGUUCCAUGGCAACAUCUCCAGAGAUGAGUCGGAGCAGAUAGUCCUCAUAGGAUCAAAGACUAACGGAAAAUUCCUGAUCAGGGCCCGAGACAACAAUGGCUCCUUCGCGCUGUGUCUGCUGCACGAAGGGAAAGUUUUGCAUUAUCGCAUUGACAAGGACAAGACAGGGAAGCUCUCCAUUCCCGAGGGGAAGAAGUUUGACACCCUCUGGCAGCUAGUAGAACAUUACUCUUACAAGCCAGAUGGUCUGUUAAGAGUCCUCACCGUACCAUGUCAGAAGAUCGGUGCACAGUUAGGUCAAACGCAAACUUCAAAUGCUCACCCUGUGAGUUGGUCACCUGGUGGAAUAAUCUCAAGAAUCAAAUCCUACUCCUUCCCAAAGUCUGGCAUCAAAAAGGCUGCCACACCCCAAGGGAGUCGUCCUGAGAGUACAGUGUCCUUCAACCCCUAUGAGCCAACAGGAGGGUCCUGGGCCCCGGACAGAGGCCUUCAGAGAGAGGCCCUGCCCAUGGACACAGAGGUGUAUGAGAGCCCUUACGCUGACCCUGAAGAGAUCCGGCCCAAAGAGGUCUACCUAGACAGAAGCCUGCUAACUUUGGAGGACAAUGAACUGGGCUCUGGUAACUUCGGGACGGUGAAAAAGGGAUACUACCAAAUGAAAAAAGUUGUGAAGACAGUGGCUGUGAAAAUCUUGAAGAACGAGGCCAACGACCCCGCUCUGAAGGAUGAGCUGUUAGCAGAGGCGAACGUCAUGCAGCAGCUGGACAACCCCUACAUUGUGCGCAUGAUCGGAAUCUGCGAGGCUGAGUCCUGGAUGCUGGUGAUGGAGAUGGCGGAGCUGGGGCCCCUCAACAAGUACCUGCAGCAGAACAGGCACAUCAAGGAUAAGAACAUCAUCGAGUUGGUUCAUCAGGUUUCCAUGGGAAUGAAGUAUUUGGAAGAGUCCAAUUUCGUACACAGAGAUCUGGCUGCAAGGAAUGUGCUUCUGGUCACCCAGCAUUAUGCCAAGAUCAGCGAUUUCGGUCUUUCCAAAGCCCUUCGUGCAGACGAAAACUACUACAAGGCCCAGACCCACGGGAAGUGGCCCGUGAAGUGGUACGCCCCCGAAUGCAUCAACUACUACAAGUUCUCCAGCAAGAGUGACGUCUGGAGCUUCGGAGUCCUGAUGUGGGAAGCGUUCUCCUACGGGCAGAAGCCUUAUCGGGGGAUGAAAGGGAGCGAGGUGAGCGCCAUGCUGGAGAAAGGGGAGCGUAUGGGGUGCCCUCCAGGAUGCCCCCGAGAGAUGUACGACCUGAUGAACCUUUGCUGGACCUAUGAGGUAGAGAACAGGCCGGGAUUCACAGCUGUGGAGCUGCGACUUCGCAAUUACUACUACGAUGUGGUUAACUAACAGUACCCAGUGAAUCUGGGUACUGAACCUUCAAACAUGGACCCUGAGGGGACGCGUUCAUACCGGAGCAGAGGGCAACAUGGUGCCCAAGACCCUCUCAAGAGGGGUUCCUGAAUGUAAUCUGAAUGAAGAUCACAGAAACUUCAUUCAGAUGAACUGGCUUCCAGAGUUUCAUCUCCCUCUGCCCAGGGUGAGAGCUAAGAAAAGUUAGGACUCAUCUUCACAGCAGGUCUGAUUCCAAAAAACAGAGCAGCGGCCAAUCAUCAGGGCCCAUGGAUUCAUCUGUCUGGUUCUUGUUGCCAUCUGUGUGGUUUUCGUUAUGGGCCACAGUUGGGAACUGUUUCCAAAUCAUCUUUGCAUCAUUCUUUCCCUCUGGGUCCGGGAUUGCAAUGUUCCCCUGAAGAUCAGAAAAGUGCCCCGAGGCCCAAGCAAAGGAAAUACAGAGAAAACUCAGCAGUGCGGCUGGCAAUCACACAGUCGCGUAAGGAAAGUAACACGCCUGGACCCUAGUUCUGCUCUCACGCUGGAGACGGAAAUACCACACAGAAGAGACACACUGACUUGGCCGACCUGACCCUGGUAUCUGUCUGCCUUCCUGCAGAAUGACUUGAAGUCUGUCCUUGUGCGCUUGCCGAGGGAGGCUGCCAGGGAUGGUGGGCUCCCUUGAACCUCUGCGACUGAGCAGAGUGUGUCGGGCACGGGUCAGAGUCUCUCCUGUCUGCAGAGGGAGUGCAGCCGGGAUCCCUUCGGAGUCCAUGAUGUGUCUGUUAGGUUCUUUUCUCAUUGCUGCCAUAAAAGACCUGACAAACAAAUUUAAGGGAGGAGGGGUCGGUUUGGGCUCACAGUGGGGACAGGCCAUCAUGGUUGAAAAGACAUUACACCUGGAAGGAAAAACUUGGUGACCUGAGCAGAAAGCUGGACGGUCACAUGGCAUCCACACUCGGGAAGCAAAGAAUGAACAGGAAGUGGAGUCAGACUCCAGGGCCUCAAAGCCACCACCACUCCAGUGACCCACUUCCUUCAUCAAGAUCCUGCCUCCCAAAGGUUCCACAAGCUUCCUAGGCAGUGAACGCUGGGGGCCAGGCGUUCAGAUGUGUGAGCCUUGGGGAGUGGAGAGAGGCAUUCCACAUUCAAGCCACAACAGGAUCCAUCCAUUUCCGGUUGCUAUAACUGAACACCUAGAAGGGCCAGGGACAAGGACGAGAAAGGUAUCUGUGAGAUGUGUGUGUUCCUUCUGAACUUCCACCGGUGAGGUGCAGCCUGAGGCAGGGGCCUUCCUGACAGCGGGUGAGCCAUCUCAGGUGUGCCCUCCUCUUAGGAAAGCCCUGAUCCCAGCCUAGGGUCCCCCUCAGGACUCCACCUCAUGCCCCAGAGGCCCCAUCUCCAAACACUGAGCCAGUGAAUCUGGGUACUGAACCUUCAAACAUGGACCCUGAGGGGACACGUUCAUACCGGAGCAGAGGGGAACAUGGUGCCCAAGACCCUCUUGAGAUGAGUUCCUGAAUGUAAUUUUAAUCCACAAUAAAACCAGAGAUUUGAUCUUCUCCACAAGAAAGCCUUGCUAAGUGCAAUUCUAAGCAGAGGACAUGUGAUCCGAGAUUUUCGCUCUGUCCUCCUUAUGCGUGACUUGUUGUUUGACCGUACACAAGGUGUCACCCAUUAUAAGCACUUUCGCUGAGGACCCUAAAAUUAUAAAGGCUGCAUAGCCUUCAUUCUGUGUCUGCGAAUAUAUACAAAUGUCAUCUCCACCUCAGACAUUGUGACAUAUACAGACAGGGUUGGUGCGGGAAGCCCCACUGGGGGGUGGGUGAGGGAUGGAGAGGGUGCCACCAGUGCCUUUCAGACUAUGGCACAAUAAACUUAGGCUGUCUUAGGCAGGAGCUUUUUAAAGGAUCACUAAGAAGUACUUAAACGCCGUCACUGUGUUUGGGGUUAGGCUGACAAGCCAGUCGUCUCGUUAAAGUGGGGAUCCCUGUAUGCUGGGCUCACUGAGCAGACCUGCAGAACACAGAAUUGCUGAUGAAGUCCCAUGGGUUAGGCCACCUGCAGAUUUAGAGUCAGGAAAGGAAGAAGCCGAUGUACUGGUUAUGGAGACAGGACCCUCCAAACCCCAUCUGAGCAAGUUCUCCGCUCCCGCCCUCCCCUACCCCCAGGGUGGGGAUAGAAAAAAAGGUCACCUCGCAGGAUGGGGAGCACACGGGUGAGAACCCUGUAGAAGCCUCUGGAUUCCUUCUGGCCUCCUUAGCAGUGUCUCUCCUUUCCAGGGGUUUGGGACUGACCAUUGUCUAGAUAUGACUGAACAGGAUGGAGGCAGAGGCUUUGCCUUCCUCUAGGCCCAAACAGGCUCUCAUGUGCAGAAGUUGCACCAUAGCCAGUGUUCGACACUCUCAUCUAGUGAAAACCAUGUCUUGCUGUCAAGAUUAAUUCUCUCCCCUGGGGGCACAGAGGAGGGCAGACAGGGAGAAGAUCCUCCCUGGAUGAUUUAGACUACAUGGAUACUCAAAAUUUGCAAGAUCCGGAACCAGCCAAGGUCCUUGGCUGGGCCUCCUUUCACAAGCUUCCUCUGAUGACUGCAACCUCUUCCGCCUGGCAGCUGGGCUCACUGUGUGCCUUUUAUUUACCUAUGACCCUUUGCCAACAGAGGACAAGCAGCCUCCCAAGCUGCCUCGCCACACCCCGCUGACCGCAGAUACCAGAUACCUCUUGUGGAACUGAAUGUCUCUCCAGUAAACAGCCAAUCCGGCUGAUCGUUCAGAUGGUCUGUGUGUGUACUGGGACACGUCCUCCCUGCACCCAGCCCUGCUUGGCAUGCCAGACAGUGACUCCACGGGGCUGCUAGCCCUUGUGAUUGCAAUGCUCCAUGCAGAGCAAAGCCCUGGUUGUCGGUGCCAGCAAGCGCUCCCAGUAGCAGUACAGAAUGUUUCCUGUUUGUUUCAGAAAUUGUUUUUAAUAAAGGUCUACUCUUA
Messenger RNA from Myodes glareolus (Bank vole), 5252 nucleotides. The record is from RefSeq and is a predicted model, not a curated record. NCBI's taxonomy places the organism in Eukaryota, Metazoa, Chordata, Mammalia, Rodentia, Cricetidae.